Aspergillus melleus is the source of this 2169-nucleotide messenger RNA. RefSeq lists its product as uncharacterized. The coding region runs from base 730 to 2169 and encodes 479 amino acids. Lineage: Eukaryota; Fungi; Ascomycota; Eurotiomycetes; Eurotiales; Aspergillaceae. The record is from RefSeq and is a predicted model, not a curated record. Gene Ontology annotation, molecular function: oxidoreductase activity, acting on the aldehyde or oxo group of donors, NAD or NADP as acceptor. The transcript has 5 exons.
UGAUAGUACAUGCCCUGUAAGCUUCUGCGCCGUCUCUCCGAAUGAUAUCAACUUACAGCAUUCAACCACACCCCAUGCAACAUCGCCUGAAUGAACACAAACUCUGCCGGAUUACUUCCCGCCGGUCUCUCAUUGCGAUCUUGUUGCCGGUUCACAGGUCUGUAAGGCGGAACUCGGCGGUGGUUGGUGGGCCAGUUUGGGGGGUUGGUUUGAGUGGCGGGAGGGUUCGGGGAUGGGACUGAGGGGGCUUCGGAGCCGCUGUGGUGGAGGGCGUAGUCGGAUAAGAUUGAAGAUGGGGGUGUUGUUGAAGUUGAGGUUGAGGUGGUAGUGGUAGUAGACAUCUUUGUGGUGGUUGGUGGUGCUAGUUAGGGCUUGCUAUGUUCAGCGCGGGAGGGCAGGAUUUGGAAACUAGACAGGUAGUGAACCCAGAUGAGGGGAGGGGAGUGAUGAAGGCCUUGGGGACAGAGAACCACAACUACUACCUAGAUCAUAUUCCGGGGUAUUGAUCGGACCCAUGUCUCCAUGUAAGCUCCUGACCCCAAUCGGGACCACUUGUUCCUGUCUCCUCCACAUCCCGACGGCUCUCGUAUGAUGCCAAUGCUAUCUCCGCACGCCGGCCAUGUCCACAUACUCUUACCAGGCUGGGUCUCGACUGCCAGCUCUUUUUAAUACUAUGCACCAAGCCAUCAGUCGAUGUAGUCAUACCCCGACCUUCACAAAUCGACAAAAAUGGUAACCACACAUCCCUUUCCGCGGCUCCUUGCCGCCUCCAUCGACGGCCGUUGCCACAACACGCGAUACCGACAAACGCAAUUCCAGCGCCUACAAUCAGCUCUCGUGCAACAUGUAGAGGAGCUCAAGAAAUCUAUUUGGUCGGACUCUGGGCAUACCGCUGAGGAAGUUUCUGCGGAGAUUUGUCUCGCGCUGCAGGAACUCCGGACUCAUUAUCUUUCUCUCGAUCUAGAUCGGGACUUGGAGGUUGAGUAUCGCAUUGCGAAUGGGAAGGACAAUCUGGAAGGGAAGCGUGGCGUAGGAAUUGUCUACAUUGUGCCGAGCACGCAUACGCUGUUCUUCUCAGUGAUUUCGGCGCUGAGCGCUGCUGUGGCCGCGGGGAAUUGUGUUAUUGUGGAGUUGACACAAACCACCAUGACUCUGCCGACACUCCUACGCAAUAUCCUCACCACUGCUCUGGACGCAGAUACCUUUGGCAUUAGCGAAGAGCGACCAGACGCCUCCUUCCUGAAUCUCCCGCAGGUGCUGCCUAUUCUACAACCCGAAAUUUCGCAUACAUCGCAGUGUUUGUCCUCCAACCCAACAGCAAAGACCAUCGCUGUUGUCGAUCGCACGGCGAAUAUAUCCUACGCCGCGGAGCAGCUCGUCGCCGCGCGGUUCGCUUUCGGUGGCCGCUCACCAUACUCACCGGACUUGGUGCUCGUGAAUGAGUUCGCAAUGAAAGAUUUCAUUGAGGUAGUGAUCCAGCAGUCGGGACGGUAUCUGGCGCCGGAGAAGGCAGCCAAAAAUCCGAGAAUGACGAGGCCGAGCGGAACGUCGGUCUUGGAUCAGGCGUUCAAGGACAAAGGGGCUAGAGUGGUUGUUUCGGGGAGUGGAUGGGGCGUUGUGGAGGUUCUAGAUCGGCAAAGCGCUCUCUUGAAGAAGGUGAAUGGGAAAGUGCUGCAUGUUCAUUCUGUGACGAGUCUGGACGACGCAAUUGACUUCGGGAGCUCCAUGGCCCCGUUAGCAGCAACAUACGCUUUCGCUGCUCCAUCCUCGGCAAAAUAUCUAACUCAGUUCAUUGACGCCCACAUUUCCUGGAUUAAUCAUGUCCCUGCAGAUAUGCUGAUUGGCCCACAAAUACCCAUCAACACACCCUUCGCCUCUCAAACUCGAUACUCGACAAACCUACUGCAGACCCCGCGUCCACAGAUACUACACGAGACAAAUAACACGACCUUUGUGCGCGAUGCACUGAGUAGUUCAAAUUUGCAGAGCGCGAUGGUCUGGAAUGCGGCGUUGGCGCCUUUGCCUGGGACGGGGCAGAAGGCGGGCCGGAGAAUUGGGUUCUUCGAACAGGGCAUUAUCACCGGUGGCGUGAUUACGUUGUUUUCGGUUGUGGUGAGCUUGUCGACAUUGGGAUAUUAUGCGUUUGGGGUUGUUAGGAGGAUUCGUUGA